Molecule: messenger RNA, 162 nt
Organism: Fibroporia radiculosa
Lineage: Eukaryota; Fungi; Basidiomycota; Agaricomycetes; Polyporales; Fibroporiaceae
Exons: 2
Coding region: 1-162 (53 amino acids)
Source: RefSeq, a predicted model, not a curated record
AUGUCCCAGCAGGGCCAGCAUUUCGAGUCUAUAAUUACUGCCCGCUCGCCGACUGCCCGCAAAGCAGGCUCUGCGGCCGCACGUUCGCCUCCGUCCUGGAGUCUGACGGCAGAGUCAUCAGAGUCGCGGCGAGCCAUGGCUCACCGGCGUGUCCGCAAUUAG